Messenger RNA from Limulus polyphemus (Atlantic horseshoe crab), 7276 nucleotides. RefSeq names its product SEC14-like protein 1 (gene retm). NCBI's taxonomy places the organism in Eukaryota, Metazoa, Arthropoda, Merostomata, Xiphosura, Limulidae. Gene Ontology annotation, cellular component: cytoplasm. The record is from RefSeq and is a predicted model, not a curated record. The transcript is spliced from 15 exons. The coding region runs from base 322 to 2184 and encodes 620 amino acids.
AAAGAAGUUUCACUAUGUUUGGUGUUACUAAUAUAAUGAUGAGAAGUUAUGACCUGCCGUGGUUUACUUAAUUUGUAAAAAAAAACUAUUUUUUAUGAUAAUUUUGAAGAUUGUGAUGUACCAAUAAUAAUGGAGAAGCUUGAGUUUUGGUGACUGGACAAAGAGAAAUGAAGUUUAACAUUGAAUGGUUUUAGAAGUUUUAACAGAAAAAGUUAACAAGUAAAAGUUAAACAAGUAAACAAAAUAUAAGUAAGAUACUUAAGUUGUAAGCAAGUUAUCCAGAUUUAAUUGCCCUAUAAAUUGUGAAAAAAUUUUGUGACAAUGGUUCAAAAAUACCAAUCACCUGUGCGAGUCUACAAGUAUCCAUUUGAACUUGUGAUGGCCGCAUAUGAAAGGAGAUUUCCAACAUGUAAGAUGAUUCCAGUAUUUGUUGGCAGUGAGAUUCUCGCAGAGUUUAAUAGUGAAGAUGGUGGAGUGACCAUCAUUGAACGACGAUGUAAACUGAAUGUUGAUGCUCCUUAUCUUCUGAAGAAGAUUGCUGGAGUUGAGUUUGUCUACUUCAUUCAGAAGAAUUCUCUAGAUCGUCGCAAACGCAUUUUGAAGAUUGAAGCUCACAAUGAAAGUUUUGCUUCUAGAAUUGGUAUUGUGGAAAGGUGUGCAUACACGGUUCAUCCUGAAAACACUGAUUGGACGUGUUUUGAACAAAGUGCUAGUCUUGAUGUUAAAUCUUUCUUUGGUUUUGAAAAUGCAGUUGAGAAAGUUGCCAUGAAACAGUAUUCACAGAAUAUCAAGAAGGGAAAGGAAGUGAUUGAGUUUUAUAUCAACGAACUUCUGAGUGAAGGGAUAACUCACAUUCCUUUGUUUGAAGAAAGAAAGAAGCUUCCAGAAAUCAAAGUGACAGAAGGAGAUAAGCUUCUUGAAGCUACAGGACAGCCACCACCGGAAUCUACUCAAGUUGAUGUCAACUUGAAGUUGGAAUCGGAGUACAUUGAACGACGACUUGGAAAGCUCACACCUUAUCAGGAAUCUUGUUUAGUAAGAUUGAAGAAGUGGAUGGCUGAAGCUCACCAGGGCAAGGUACCAAGUGAUCAGACCCUAGUUCGUUUCCUGCAAGCUCAAGACUACAAUUUGGAGAAAGCUAGAGAAAAUCUUUGUCAGUCCCUGGUAUGGAGGAAGAAAUAUCAGGUGGACAAAAUCCUGAACUCUUACAACCUUCCCGAAGUUGUGACACGGUACUUCCCUGGUGGAUGGCAUAAACAUGACAGAUCUGGUCGACCUUUGUACAUACUCCGUCUAGGACAGAUGGAUGUGAAGGGUUUUAUAAAGUCUAUAGGAGAAGAAGGUCUUGUAAAAUUGACAUUACAUGUGUGUGAAGAAGGAUUAAAGAAAACUGAAGACACUGCUACAAAGAAAGGCAAACCUAUAUAUUCGUGGACCUGCCUCCUAGACUUGGAAGGACUGAACAUGCGACACCUGUGGCGACCUGGAGUGAAGGCUCUUCUUCAUAUCAUCGAAAUGGUAGAAACCAAUUAUCCUGAAACCAUGGGUCUUGUCCUUAUUGUUCGAGCUCCUCGGGUCUUCCCAAUCCUGUGGACUUUGGUGAGCACCUUCAUCAGUGAUAACACGAGGUCAAAGUUCAUAUUUUAUGGGGGAAAUGAUUACCAAGGAUCUAAUGGCCUGCAGCAGAUCAUAGACAAGGAAUGCCUGCCAGAUUUUCUAGGAGGGGAUUCUCAGGCUAAUAUAUGUGAAGGAGGACUAGUGCCUAAAUCAUACUACAUGUCAGAGGAAGAAUAUGAAAGAGAACGUUUACAAGGCAAUCGUCUCUUCGAUGAUUCCAUGUAUCACUCAGUCAGCCUCGGGAAGGGACAAGUACAUGAGUGGACAUGGUACAUCUUAGUUGAACCUUUUCUCAUAUGUCAUGAUGGGGAGAGUGUUCAGGGCACUCAUGUGGCUAGUUUGGAAGGCACUUAUGUGUUACAGUGGCGACACCUAGACACUCAACAUCAUCAUCAUUCCUUUGACUUCCCCUUGCAUCAACAUAAAGCCAAGGUUAUGUACUACUAUGAACUACUUAAAUCACGGGACUACAAGGGGUCAAUGUCAAGUCUUCAAUCUUCCCAUAGUGCUGCGACCUUUAAUUCUGCAAGUGAACAGUCGGCUGUUAGCAACAGCACACCGAGAUGACAUUGAACUGUGUACUACAAAAGACCUUAUGUAAAUUAUGUAGGGUAGUUUAAAAUCUGCAGCACUAAUUGUGAAAGGUGUUGAACAGAAGUAAAAAAAAAACAAACUAGAACAUCUUAAAUAGUUAACUUGGAGGUGAAAAAAAUAGGUUUUAACUCCCUUCUCUCAGUUUUCCUCAAAGUAUAUUUAUGAUACUUUUUUUCUUCUUAGUGUUAAUGUGAAUGAGUUUUAGGGUGUAGGUGAUAAGAUGUUUCUAGUUUUGUCUAUUAAGCUAACUCUUAAAAAAAAGUUUGUUUAAUUGAGUAAAGACAAACAUGUGCUGUUUUGUCUUAAUUUAUUUGUGUUUACCAUGGUAUUUGUGCUCUUUUUUAGACUUUAUUUGUUCACUGGUGUAGUUUAUAUAACAAAUAACUUAUGAUCUGAAGGUGCUCACAUAUGGAGAAGAAAAUGCGAGAAAAUCUGUUAUAGCUUUAGCUGUUGUUUAUUAACUUAGACCUUCAGUUUUUAAGUGUUUUUUUUGGGUGUCUAGGGUUUUAGGAUUUAGUCAAAGGAAAUAUUGUUUCUAAUUUUUUUAAAGUACAUUUUGGGCUAUGGAGGCUUAAAAAUAUUACAGAAUAUUCCAAUAUUUAUCAGAAGUCAGAUAAAAUGUUAAGAAAUACAUUAAUUAUUUGUUUAUUUAUGUUAUUUUCAAUUGUGUAUAAAAAAAACAUUCCUUCAAAUUUCCUCCACUCAUUUAGUUAGUAGCAAAUAGUAACUAGGCUUUGCAGAGAUAUUGUAAAUGCUCUUUUCCGCUUAUGUUAAAAAAAUCUUUAAAAGAGUGAAGGAAUUAUAAAUAUAAACAAAAUACCUGGCAAAAAGAACUUUCAGAGUGACUGAUGCUAGCCAUUUUUUAUCAAGGGUAGAGAAACUAAUGGCAGGUAAAAACUGAGCAGUGAGGGAACACCAAAGCAUGUUAAUGCAAUAAAUAUUACUUGCUCUUUUUUCAAUCUAAAUUGAAAUGUUAAGCCUAACCAGCCAUGUUUACUCAGAACUUGGAAUAUCUUAAUUUUAGCACUAAAAGUUUAAUGGAAAUUGUACAGCUGGUGGAAAUAAUAUGUGGCAAGAUGCUCAGAAAAGUGUAGGUAGUACUUUAUUUUUAGAUUCUUUUAACAAUGAGGUUAUUAUAGAAACUUUGUUGGCUACUGUCUUUAUUUUCAGUGAAAGAGUUAAAAGUGUUAUAAUAAUGCUAGAACUGUAGUCAAUCCUCUGAAUAUAAAAACUUAUUUAAGUUGGUCAGAUUAGCCCAGAUUAUACGAUACUUGUAUUCUUCAGGUGCUGGAAAGAAUAGGUUACUGAAGCCUUUAGACAUCAUUCCUACUCAACAAAUUCUUAUUAAAACAGGCCUCGACAAAUAUUUUCAGAUUUAGGAGCUAGCUCGAAAAUUCAGGAGCCAGGUGUGCCUAAUCUAACUUUACUAAUGUUUGUACCGGGAAAUGGAGGCUAUAUAUAUUUAUUUAUUUUCACAGCAACAAGUGCCUGCUAACGAUCACAUGAUAUUAAUAACAACUUGAUAGUAUUGCCUUUGGUCCUGUCUGAGUCUAAACACGAGCAUUGAUUGGUUGAAUUGAGAGAAAGAAGAAAAACAAAUUGGCGCUAAACUAGAAACGUGUUGUACAACCGCAAAGCUUCAUUCCUGAAAAACAUGAAGUGCUGAAUCCACCAUUAAAAUCCUAAAACAAAGUUUGAUUUAAGACUCAAAGAACGGGAAAAUAGUUCCAGACUUCCAAGAGUCCAGAAAUGUUCUAGAUUCAAAUUCUAUUUAGCACAGCCCUAUGCACGAAUCAAAUGGGAGAAAAUAUUUGGUGGCACGAUGAAAUUUUUAAUCGGCAUGGCGACCUGGCACCAUGGAUUUGUCGAGGCCUGUAUUAGAAUAUACCAGUAUUGAAGCACAGUGUAUGACCAGGCAAGGCACCCAGAGUUUUGACCUACAGGAAUGUAUCCAGUAGUAAAAACAUGUUUAACUAGUGUUCAUACUGUCGGAGUGUAGGGUGCUGAACUAUACUUUUUACAGUGAAAUAACAUUACCAAAAGUUUCAAAUAGGAAAUAUAUUUGCUAAUGAGCUAGUGUAAUUAAGAAAUUCUCCAUCUCUAAACUUAACUUACUGUAUGGUUCUCAUUUGAGUUUUUAGGAUAUUUGGUAUAUUUUGCUUUGCGGGGUGGGCUUUUCUCAGGCUGUUGAUAUAUGUGGAAUCAGUUAUAAGGUUUCAUCAUUAUUGUAGUUAUAAGGAAUAUAUUUUAUUUUUCUACAAUUGUCAAGAAAAACCUAAAUUUUUUGUAGAAAAUAUUAAAAACUAAAUUUAAAUUGUUUUUAAUCAAUUUAAAUUCUGCAUCAAGGAUAUACUACAUGAAAGUUUCAGGUUUCCUUCUCUCCUCGGUCAUAAAAAAAGUCUUUGGUGGGUGUUCAUUAUUGACUUGUGAUUGUAGAAUAUCAUCUAUAUUUUUUAGACAUUCUCUCUUCAGAAGAGGCAAUAGUAUUUUAGUGAAUUUCAUAGUGCUGAAGUGAAACAAAAGCUGAGACAGAUGUAGCUACACAUACUCGUCCGUUAUUUAUUUGUGGUGGAACUAAUUGUGAUCACACAUUUCACUGACAGGUUUUACUGAAUUACUGUGAACAACAAUAAAUUCAUCUACAUUUCUUUAGGUCAGGUCCUAAUAGUAUUUCAGUCGUGAUGUUAGGGAAACACAUUGGUUAGAAAAAAAUCAAGUAGACAAAAAUAAAGAACUAUAACUUGACAAUGUUUGAAAGGUAGACCUUUAUUUAUUUAUCAGGAGCAAACUGGAAAUUUCAUUCAGUAGCCACGUGAAGGAUUUUGGAAUUUUGUUUGUAGAAUUUGUUUCUGAUAGUAUUAGGUAGUUUUUUUGUUAUAAGCCAUAAGGCACAGGAUUGUAUAAUGUAUUGACGACCUAGUUAUUCCUCUUUUGUGUCCAAGAAGUUUAAACUUUUACUGUACUGGACUGGAUAAGAAGUUCUCAUCUAUAUCAAAAGGAGGCUUAGUAAAGUAUUCUUGAGCUUGUCUUUGUUUUAACAGAUAAUAUUAUCACUUGGAAUUACAUUCAUGAUAAGAUAUGGAAGGAAUAUUUCAUUUUGUUGUUAAGUUAAUAUUGAGAAAAACAAAGCUACUUACGUAUAUUCUUCUCUUGUUGACACUUGUUUAACGGAUGUGUAUCUAAUAUCAUAUGUUGAAAAUUAUUUUAAAAACUAUCCUUACAUGUUUCAAAGUUAGCUUAGUAUAAAAAUCAUAAUGUAAUCGCUUGGCAUCCUGAAAUUAAUACUUCACAUUGUAAACUAGCAUUUACAUUGGAGCAUUGUUGAAGUAUUGGGCUGACAUAUGGAUAGCUUAUUUUAUCUUGUAGCUACAUCAGUGAUACUCCUUUACAGCAUUGUUGAAGUAUUGGGCUGACAUGUAGGUACAUCAGUGAUACUCCUUUACAGCAUUGUUGAAGUAUUGGGCUGAUAUGUGGCUACAUCACUGAUACUCCUUUAAAUUCAACUAAUCAAUUAUUCUCAUAUAGGAUAGUUGGAAUAGUCAAAAACAGUAAUUAUAAUCAGAAACACUAAUUUGGAUUAUUUGGUUAUUUUCAUAAGUUGGUAUACUAAUCUAUCAAGUUGAACAACCUUGAAUUAAUCAAAAUAUUAAUGAGAAAUAACAAUGGAAAUACUUCAGUUACUUGGAUAGUUGGAGUAAUUGAAAACUGUAAUAAUCAGAAACACUAAUUUUUGAUUAGUUGUUUAUUUUUAAAACAUUAAUCAAUUUAAUCAUAAUCUUGAUUAAUUGAUUAUUUCAAGUGACAUUUACUGAUUGAUGCUCGUAAGUAAUUGAGUUGAUUUUCCUAUUCUGUUUACAAAUUAAUGAACCAGAGUAAAACAAAAGGGGCUAUAAUGAUUUAAAGGUAGGGGUUAUGAAUGUCUACAUUAGAACUUUUAAUUCAUUGACAAACUUAUGAAUUUAAGUUUAAACCCGAUUAAUGUUAUUCUUCUGGCAAGUCUUCGAACAAAAGCUUCUCCUUAUUUUAUUAGAGUUUACUUAAAUAUAAACGAUCAUGAGAAGCAAAAAAAAACCAUUUUUGGAAAUUUUAUAAAAUAUUUCACUUUUUAUUUUUGAUUUAGCUUUCUUUUUGUAUUUUGGGAGCAAAUAGUUUUAAGUAAAUGCAAGACACAUUGUAGAUUGUAACCUUAUGCUAUAACUUUGUUGUAAUUUUUUUUCUCUUCCUUUAAAUAAAAGAACUGUAGCAGUGGUUCCUAACCACCAAGUCUGUUGACUGGUGCUGGUCUACAGGGAGAUUUCAGCCAGUCCACAAGGCAUUGAAGAAAAAUUUUGUACUUUAAAAUACAGCUACUGAAGUAUAUUGUUGUACAAUGUAACCAAAAGUUAACAUUUUGCAAAGCAGUACGUGAACAUUUUAGGAUCGGAACUAAGUUGGGAAAAAGUUGGGAACCACUGAUAUAUAAUACAGUAGUUGUUAUCUUUGAUUCCAAAACAGUGUUUACUAAUUAUAAUACAGGACUAUAAGAUAGUAAUUUCAUUUGAGAACUUGUUGAUAGUUAGUCUCUUACUUGUAUACAGAGACAUCUCAAAAGAAAAUAGACACCAUGAUUUUUUCAAUCGUCAUUGAUCUCACAUUAUCAACUUGAUAAAAAUGUUUACAAAUGUGCAUCAGUACUUAGUCAAUUUGCCACUAGCAUUAUUCAGUGCUUUGACUCGUUCUGGCAUGGAAUCGACGAGUUCUGUAAUUUUCUCCUGUAGAAUCUUGACCCAGGCUGCACGCAAAACAUCAAGUAGCUCUCCACGGGAUGCUGAUUUUCUGGAACUUCUUCUCACUGCUCAAGCAGGUAUGGUCCAGACAUGCUCGAUGCAGUUCAUAUCAGGUGACUGACUUGGCCAUGGGAGCCAUUGGAUGCCUUUCUUAAAUAAAUUACUAUUGAAUAAACAUCAUGAUGUCUAUUUACUUUUGAGAUGUCCGUGUACUUAUCUAAAUGUACUUCAGGACAUUGUGUUUGUGUUCUAAGAUUUGGAUAGCAACAGGAUUCUGAAGAAUGAACUAAACAGAAAAA